This is a messenger RNA of Drosophila obscura, 1173 nucleotides long. RefSeq names its product putative gustatory receptor 22a. Gene Ontology annotation, biological process: sensory perception of taste. NCBI's taxonomy places the organism in Eukaryota, Metazoa, Arthropoda, Insecta, Diptera, Drosophilidae. The record is from RefSeq and is a predicted model, not a curated record. Gene Ontology annotation, cellular component: membrane.
AUGCCACAACAAGCGCGUCGCGGCUAUCGUCAGCGAGUCGCUCACUUCACUCUGAAGGCGACUCUGUACGGGUCCUGGGCACUGGGCCUGUUCCCGUUCACCUACGACUCCCGGACGCGGCAGUUGAGCCGCUGCCGAUGGCUUCUAGCGUAUGGCCUGGUCCUGAACCUGGCCUUGUUGGGGCUGUCGCUGCUGCCAGACACAGACAUGAAAAAUUACGUCAAGAUAGAGGUGUUCGACCGGAAUCCCGUGGUAAAGCAUGUGGAGGGACUGGUGGAAAUUAUCAGCUUGCUGAGCGCCCUCGUUAUGCAUCUGCGAACUUUCUGGAAGAGUAAGGAAAUGGCCACCAUAAUCAGCGAGCUCCUACUCCUGGAGAAGCGACACUUCAGCCAGCUCAUCCUCAGGGACGGGGACCAGUUCGACCAGUAUGUAAUCGAGAAGUUCCUCAUGGUGCUGUUGGAAGUCUGCUCCUCGCUGGUGAUCUACUUCGGAGUACCUAACAGCCGUGUCGUGAUCACGAAAGCCUUCUGCAUCUACCUGGCGCAGUUGGCCGUGCUCCUGGGCGUGACGCACUUCCACCUGGCCGUGAUCUACAUCUAUCGCUUCGUGUGGACCAUCAACGGACAGCUGCUCGAGCUGGCCAACCAACAGCGGCGCGGCCAGCGGGUGGACACCGCUCGGAUCCAGCUGCUGCUGUGGCUGUAUAGUCGCCUGCUGGCACUUAACUCUCGACUGGCUGCCAUCUACGAUAUUCAGGUGACCCUCUUCAUGGUCACGCUCAUGUCUGCCAAUGUCAUGAUCGCCCACGUGCUCAUUAUUUUCUGGAACAACAGGAGCAGGUUCUCGCUCCUCGAAGUUGCUCUGAUAUUCCAAGCCCUAGUCAUCAAUUUCUAUGAUCUGUGGCUGAGCAUAGCCUUCUGCGACCUGGCAGAGCGCACCGGCAGGCAGACUUCGGAUAUUCUCAAGCUAUACAAUGAUGGGCAGCAAACGGAUGAAGAACUGCAGCGAAGUCUCUCGGACUUUGCACUGUUCUGCAGCCAUCGCAGGCUGAGGUUCCGCCACUGUGGACUGUUCUACGUGAACUAUGAGAUGGGUUUCCGGAUGAUCGUCACGAACAUUUUGUAUCUGGUGUUCCUGGUGCAGUUCGAUUACAUGAACCUGGAAUACAAAUAA